Molecule: messenger RNA, 1062 nt
Organism: Prunus armeniaca (apricot)
Lineage: Eukaryota; Viridiplantae; Streptophyta; Magnoliopsida; Rosales; Rosaceae
Source: the annotation of a GenBank genome assembly
AUGGCGGACCGGUUCUUCCCAAAUAUAAUGCCAGAUUUCGUAGCCGAAACUCCAACAUCACCAACCCAAGAAGCAGAACCCGAAAUUGGGUCUAGCUCACUCAUGAAACUCCUCUCCAUGCCUUACCCAUCUCUCUCCGAGCGCUUCAAGCGCACAGCUUUGGACCUCAAAGAAACCAUACUCACAGAGACAUGGGGAGCCACUGGUCAACGCGUCCAUGACUUCACUCUCUACUCUGGGGCUCUGGGCACUGCCCUUUUGCUCUUCAAAUCUUACCAAGUCACCAGCAACACGAAUGAUCUGAGUCUUUGUUCUCAGAUUAUCAAGGCCUGUGACUCUGCUUCUCUUGGUUCAAGGGAUGUGACAUUCAUAUGUGGCAGAGCUGGUAUUUGUGCUCUUGGGGCUGUUGCAGCAAAGCACCUCGGGAGAUUAAGCUGUCAAGAAAUCUCCCUGAUGAAUUGUUGUAUGGGAAAGUUGGGUUUUUUGUGGGCUUGCUUGUUUUUGAACAAACAUCUUGGUGAGGGUACAAUUUCUUCAGCAUACAUGAGAGCAGUUGUGGAUGAAAUUAUCAAGAACGGCCGAGCAUUGGGCAAGAGAGGAAGAUGCCCCUUGAUGUUUGAAUGGUAUGGGGAGAAGUAUUGGGGAGCUGCACAUGGAUUGGCAGGGAUUAUGGAUGUUUUGAUGGACAUGGAAUUGAAGCCAGAUGAGUUGAAGAUGUCAAGGGUUUUUGGAGAUAAAGAAUUUAUGGAAGCAGCCGUUGAUGCAGCAGAGAUGGUGUGGAAACGUGGACUUCUAAAGCGAGUUGGCAUUUGCCAUGGCAUUAGUGGGAAUGCAUAUGUGUUCCUUUCGCUCUACCAACUGACAGGAAAUCUAGGGUUCUUAUACAGAGCCAAAGCUUUUGCGUGCUUUCUAGUUGAUAGAGCUAACAAGCUUAUAUCGGAGGGAGAGCUCCAUAGAGGUGAUAGCCCUUACUCCUUGUUUGAAGGGGUGGGCGGUAUGGCUUAUCUUCUUUUGGACAUGAUUGAACCUUCUCAGGCAAAGUUUCCUGCUUACGAACAGUAA